Messenger RNA from Sturnus vulgaris (Common starling), 2168 nucleotides. RefSeq names its product FERM domain containing 7 (gene FRMD7). The record is from RefSeq and is a predicted model, not a curated record. Lineage: Eukaryota; Metazoa; Chordata; Aves; Passeriformes; Sturnidae. Gene Ontology annotation, molecular function: cytoskeletal protein binding; guanyl-nucleotide exchange factor activity. Gene Ontology annotation, cellular component: cytoskeleton. Gene Ontology annotation, biological process: regulation of neuron projection development.
ACUGCAGCCUUCUCCAUCCAGCUGAGAGGGAAUUAUGUGUGCAAGAGGAGUCAGGGCUCCCUUCCCAGCUCCCUGCUCACACUGCUAGGACUGCCGUGCCUGCUGCACACCCAGCUGCCUGCUCGAGGAUGCUGCACCUGAAAGUCCAGUUCCUGGAUGAUUCCCAGAAGAUCUUUGUAGUUGAUCAAAAAUCCUGUGGGAAAGGGCUCUUCAACCUCACCUGCAGCCACCUCAACCUUGUGGAGAAGGAAUACUUUGGGCUGGAGUUUCACAGCCAGGCUGGCAACCAGGUCUGGUUGGAACCACUAAAACCCAUAACAAAGCAAGUUAAAAUGGACCCCGGCCACCUGAGAGAAGAACUAACCAGGUACCUCUUCACCCUCCAGAUCAAGAAGGACCUGGCCCAGGGGCGGCUGCCCUGCAGUGACAAGAGCGCGGCGCUUCUCGUCUCCCACCUGCUGCAGUCCGAGCUGGGCGACUUCCACGAGGAGACAGACCAGCAGCACCUGGCCACACACAGGUACCUGCCCAACCAGGAGUACCUGGACAACAAGAUCAUGCACUACCACCGGCGACACAGAGGGAAGACGCCGGCCGAGUCGGAUGUUCAGCUGCUGGACGUGGCCAGGAAGCUGGAGAUGUACGGGAUCCGCCUGCACCCCGCCAGCGACGGCGAGGGGACACAGAUCAACCUGGCCGUGACACACAUGGGGGUGCUGGUGCUGCGGGGCAAUACAAAAAUCAACACCUUCAACUGGUCCAAAAUUCGCAAACUGAGUUUCAAGAGGAAGCAUUUUCUCAUCAAGCUCCAUGCAAACAUCUCUGCACUGUGCAAGGACACGCUGGAGUUCACUAUGGUGAGCAGGGACACCUGCAAGGCCUUCUGGAAGACAUGUGUGGAGUACCAUGCCUUCUUCAGGCUCUCUGAAGAGCCCAAGUCAAAGCCCAAAGCCCUUCUGUGCAGCAAAGGUUCCAGCUUCCGCUACAGUGGGAGAACUCAGCGGCAGCUGCUGGAGCACGGGAGGAAGGCUAAGAUGAAGAGCCUGCCCUUUGAGAGGAAACACUACACAUCCCGCUACGAUGAGAGGCAGUGCCGCUCCUCCCCGGACCUCCUGACGGAUGUAUCAAAGCAGGUGGAGGAGCUGCGCCUGGCCUAUGGCAGCAGGGGCUCUUACCACGCCAACGGAGUGCACGGCUCCGAGCCCUCCCUGGACAGCCGGCGCCGCAGCUCCACCAUGGAGGUGACCUUUGCCACUGAGCUGGACCGCUCCAAGCCCGAAGCAUCCUCCACCUUCCUGCCCCACUCCAAAAGCUCGUCUGCCUUCCCUCUGCUCUAUGCCGAGCUGGAGAUGGAGCGGGCGUGGGAGCCCAUCGACCUCUUUGGAGCCAGGAAUCCCUUGACAUCCUUUCGGCCCCACCACCAGUUUGCUGGGAACAGUAAAAGCACCUCUGUGGGCAACAUGAGGGAAGUGAGCACCCGGCCGCUGGUGUACACGGAUGUGCCCUGUCCUAUUCCUGUGGUGGCCCCGGCCCCCCCUGUGCUCUUCUAUCUGGACAGGGCUCUGCAGUCCCCAUGUCCUGCGCUGGCCCCUGGCGAGCACACAGCAGGACUGGCCGGUGCAAGCGGCCCCGUGGCAGCAAAACCCCCCGGACAGAGCCCGAGCGGGACCCAGGCUGGGCAGCUCCAUCGUGAGGCUGCAGGCACGGCCGGGGGCACGGGCAUGGUGCGGGAGAACAGGUCACUGGCUCGCUCCUUUGAUUACGGCCUUCAGGAGCAGCCUCCCAAGCGCUCUUGGAGCCAGUCGGACAUGAAAACCAUCCGCUUCCCCUACGGCUCUGAGUUCAGGCCCCUGGGGCCGUGCCCGGCACUGAGCAGCAGGAAAGGGGGUGUUUUUUGGCACGUCCCAGCCCAGCAAGGGCUGGCUCCGGGGCCGCGGCGCUCCACCGAGCGCUACCUGGGCAGCAGCACCGAGUCCAGCGACUCUGACUCGGACCUGCUGGCCGCUGACUACUGCUCCCUGUACGGCCGCGUGCUGCGCUCGCCCAUGGCCCGUGUGCGGCUCUCCUCAGGCAGCCUCCAGCUGAGCGAGGAGGAUGAGGAGGUGUCCUUUGCCACCAGUGCUGCGGAAGAAAGGAUUGCCAGAGGGGCCUCCAAGUAUUUCACCUAG